Musa acuminata subsp. malaccensis (wild Malaysian banana) is the source of this 2109-nucleotide messenger RNA. Its product is annotated as 3-hydroxy-3-methylglutaryl-coenzyme A reductase 3. Gene Ontology annotation, cellular component: endoplasmic reticulum membrane; peroxisomal membrane. The record is from RefSeq and is a predicted model, not a curated record. Gene Ontology annotation, molecular function: protein binding; hydroxymethylglutaryl-CoA reductase (NADPH) activity. NCBI's taxonomy places the organism in Eukaryota, Viridiplantae, Streptophyta, Magnoliopsida, Zingiberales, Musaceae. Gene Ontology annotation, biological process: sterol biosynthetic process; isoprenoid biosynthetic process; coenzyme A metabolic process.
CCUGCUUCCAAAACUUUCGCUGCUCACACAGUUCCCCAUCGGAGCUCCCUCCUCCUCCUCCUCCUCCUCCUCCACCACCACCACCACCGUCUCUGCCAUCGAGAUGGACGUCCGCCGAAGGCUGCCUCCGAGCUCCGCCGCCGCCGCCCGGGCUCGUCGGCACGCUAAACCGGCGCCCACGAACCAGGUGCAGGCAUCGGAUGCCCUCCCCCUCCCGAUCCGCCACACCAACCUCCUCUUCUCCGCACUUUUCGCUGCCUCCCUCGUCUUCCUCAUGCGGCGGUGGCGAGAGAAGGUCCGCCUCUCCUCCCCUCUCCACGUCGUCGACCUCGCCGAGAUAACUGCCAUCGUCGGCCUGGUCGCCUCCCUCAUUUACCUCAUCAGCUUCUUCGGCAUCGCCUUCGUCCAAUCCAUUGUCUCCUCCAACGACGAGGAGGACGACUUCAUCCUCUCCCCCGCCGCCCCCGCUCCCACCCCGGCUUCGGCUCCCGCCCCCAAGCUCUGCUCCCUUCUCGGCUCCACCGAUUCCGCCGAGAAGCUGCCCGAGGUCACCGCCGACGACGAGGAGAUCAUCGCCUCCGUCGUCGCCGGAAAGACCCCCUCCUACGUCCUGGAGUCGAAGCUGGGAGACUGCCGGAGAGCCGCCGGGAUCCGGCGGGAGGCGCUGAGGCGGACCACGGGGAGGGCCAUGGAGGGACUGCCGUUGGACGGCUUCGACUACGCCUCCAUUCUCGGGCAGUGCUGCGAGCUGCCGGUAGGGUACGUGCAGCUGCCGGUGGGGAUCGCGGGGCCGCUGCUUCUCGAUGGAAGGCAGUACUACGUGCCCAUGGCGACCACCGAGGGUUGCCUGGUGGCGAGCACCAACAGGGGCUGCAAGGCCAUCAUGGAGUCCGGAGGGGCCUCCAGCGUGGUGCUUAGGGACGGCAUGACCAGAGCGCCUGCCCUGAGGUUGCCGUCGGCGAGGCGUGCAGCGGAGCUCAAGGCCUAUAUGGAGGAACCCAACAACUUCGAGACCAUCUCCCUGAUGUUCAACAAAUCGAGCAGGUUUGCCAGGCUCCAGGAUGUCCAUUGUGCACUGGCCGGGAGGAAUCUCUACAUGAGAUUCAGUUGCAGCACAGGAGAUGCCAUGGGGAUGAACAUGGUCUCCAAGGGUGUCCAGAACGUCUUGGACUAUCUGCAGAGUGACUUCCCAGACAUGGACGUGAUCAGUAUCUCUGGUAAUUUCUGUGCCGACAAGAAGCCAGCUGCUGUGAAUUGGAUUGAAGGACGAGGCAAAUCUGUGGUUUGUGAGGCGAUCAUAAAGGAGGAGGUGGUCAAGAAGGUUCUCAAGACGAAUGUACCGGCAUUGGUAGAACUCAACAUGAUUAAGAAUCUUGUCGGAUCUGCAGUUGCUGGAGCUCUCGGAGGAUUCAAUGCUCAUGCCAGCAACAUUGUCUCCGCAGUCUUCAUUGCCACGGGCCAAGAUCCUGCUCAGAAUGUGGAGAGCUCCCACUGCAUCACCAUGAUGGAAGCAACAAAUGAUGGAAAGGAUCUCCAUGUCUCUGUUACUAUGCCAUCCAUCGAGGUGGGCACGGUGGGUGGCGGGACUCAGCUGGCCUCUCAGGCAGCCUGUCUGGACCUGCUUGGCGUGAAAGGUGCGAGCAUGGAAUCGCCCGGGGCCAAUGCAAGGCUUCUGGCCACCAUCGUAGCCGGUGCUGUCCUAGCUGGGGAGCUGUCCCUGAUGUCGGCUCUCGCUGCGGGCCAGCUCGUGAAGAGUCACAUGAAAUACAACAGAUCCGGCAAAGACCUCUCCAAACGUGUUCCAUGAGACACCAGACAUCCAGGCCUCAGAUCUCUUUGGGUGGGCGACAAUACCUCGUGACAGAAGAGGAGGGGAGGGGAGGGGAUGGGAGGUUAACGAAGAGCCAGGGAGCCUGUGAGUGGACUUGCAGUAGAACAACUGUUGUUUCUUCUUCUUUUCGGUGAUGUAUGUUUUGUGUUUGUUCAAAUGCGUGACAGGAGGCAGGGCAGCUCCAGCUAUUUCCCAUGUGGUAGUAGUUGUGGCAAAGCAUCAUGGCUCUCUGUCUUCGCUUCUUCGCCUAAUGUUCAUUGCUGCCAUUGUUUCUGUCA